GGCAGCUUUUUGCAGCCCCGACUCUUGACUGCCAGAUCCAACCGUUGCUCACCCUAACCGCCAACGUCAUGCACUUUGUUGCAGCUACAAGCGUGCCGUCCCAUUCUUCUCUCACACUUCCACCCACCUUGGCAAGACGAUCAGGACGGCAGCGACGAACGACGGCCGCUACGACCGGAGGCAGCAGCAGCAAGAGAAGCCCCGUCCUCUCAAGUCAGUCAGUCGUGUGCGAUGCCGAUGGUAAACGAGAUUUGAUGCCACGUUCCGCUUGAUUCCGGCUUCUACCUUCGUCAACUCUCAUCCAUCGGCCUCGUCUUCAUCCUCAUCCUCAUCCUUUGCUCUGAUCUUCAUACCCGCCACCUGCGCUUGGCAUGGCAGUCUUGACCGGCCAAGACGAGGGCGCGCUGCGCUACCCUCCUCGCAAGUGGUACCGCCGCGUCCCCUUCGUCGGCAUCAAGCCCAUCGACGAUCCGGUCACUCAACCUAGCGAGAAGCAGGAUGCUUCUCCGGAUGAUGCUGAGAAGGGCGCCUCGACGUCGUCUUCGCCAGAGAAUCCCGUCUUCCCGGAGAUGAGCGCCGGCUGGUUGUCUAUCCUCACCUUCCAUUGGCUGCACCGCAUCCUUCGCAUCGGAUACUCUCGCCCACUGGUCGGCGAUGAGCUCUACUCGAUGCCAGAGCAUCGGCGAGCCGCAGUCUACGGCGAGCGACUCGAAGCAGCGUGGCAACGUCGAUGCAACGAGGCUGCAAAGGGGCAGAUCAGCAAGGCCGACGUUAUCUCCAAUUCGAUACGUCGUCUAAUGGGGCGUCCUGUCAAAGAGCCGCGGCCAAGCUUGGUCUGGUCAUUGAAUGAGAUUGUUCUCGACUGGUUCUGGAUUGGCGGCAUCAUCAAGCUCUUCUCCGACUUAGCCACCAUCACAUCGCCGCUCCUGGUUCGAGCCAUCAUCGAGACGCUGAACGACACGACGUCGAGCUACCAAGAGAAGCGCGGCUACGGCUUGUCCGUGGGUCUCUUCCUGCUGCUACUAGUCGCCGUCUUCUGCAACGUCCACGGCUUCUACCGCUCCGUCUCGACGGGCAUCGCGCUGCGUGGCGCCCUCAUCCACGUCAUCUACAAUCGAGGCACUGAGCUCUCGGAAGAGGCUCGCACGCGCGGAGGCUAUGGAGUGGGCAAACUCACCAGUCUGGUAUCGGCUGAUGUCAGCCGCAUCGACUUUGUCUGCACCUACUUCCACAUGGGUUGGACAUCCGUCGUGCAGGUUCUCGUCUGCCUUGCCCUCGUCAUCUACUCUUUGGACGGAGUAAGCGCUCUACCUGGCUUUGCCCUUAUCGCCAUCUUGUAUCCGACGCAGAACUUCAUGGUUCGAAAGCUCUUCGCUCUGCGUCGCGCCUCGAUGCCGUACACCGAUGCGCGCAUCAAAGCUGUCGUCGAAGCGGUCUCCAGCAUUAGACUCAUCAAGACGUACGCGUGGGAGCAGCCCCUCCUCAAGAAGAUUGCUGGAUUCCGAAGCUCCGAGAUGGCCCUCCUACGUACUCGCCUCAUCUGGCGAAGCAUCAACACGUCCGUCUCUUUCUCCAUCCCGACCCUCGCUGCCGUAGUGAGCCUGGUUACCUACGCAGGCACAGGUCACGAACUGGAUUCAGCCACCAUCUUCUCUGCUCUCUCCUUCUUCCUGCUCUUGCGCACGCCGCUCCAAAUUCUGCCCAUUGCUCUCAGCGCUAUCGCUGACGCCAAGGCCGCAUUGGAGCGCCUCAACCUCUUCAUGGAGGCGCCCCUUCGUCAACCUGACCGGCCCAUCGACCCCGAUCUCAAGGAUAUGAUUCGCGUUCGCAACGCUACUUUCGAGCAUCACGAUAGUGAAAAGGAUUCAGAGAAACCUAGCCAGACCGGCUUGCAUAUUGACUCGCUCGUCGUACCCCGCGGCUCCUUCGUGGCGAUUGUCGGCCCCGUUGGCUCAGGCAAAUCAUCCCUCCUACGUGCUCUCAUCGGCGAUUUGCGGGAGGUGAGCUCCUCCGAGUGCGUCCUUGGCGGCCAUACGGCGUAUUGCCCACAGAGCGCCUGGUUGUUGAGCGCUACGGUGCGGGAGAAUAUUGUUUUUGGUCGCUUUUUUGACGAGGCACGUUAUCGCGACACAGUUCGUCGAUGCUGCCUCGAGCCAGACUUUGCAGCACUCUCUGAUGGCGACCUUACCGUCGUCGGUGAGAAGGGUGUCUCGCUAUCUGGAGGUCAAAAGCAGCGCAUUUCCCUCGCGCGAGCAGUCUACAGUGGGGAGGAGCGCCCCCUUCGCCUCCUCGACGACUGCUUCUCGGCGCUGGAUGCUCAGGUCGGCAACGAAGUCUUUCAAAACGUCAUCGUCGCCUCCAAAAGCUCAGCCAAGGACAUCACACAUGUCCUCGUCACCCACUCGCUGGCCAUUGUGCCGUACGCGGACCACGUCGUCUACUUGGACGCUGGCCGAAUCGUCGAGCAGGGCAGCUAUCGCGCCUUGAUGGAGCAGAAGGGCAAGUUUGCGGACCUUAUCGGCGAGGAGGCAAAGGAGCGCCAAACCCAGGAGGACAGUGAGAGGGAGGGAUCUUCUUCUGGACCUUCAUCUCCUUAUGCAGACGAGGGUGACAACAAGUUCGACUCGGACAAGAAGGAAGGCAAAGCGGUGAUGCAACAGGAGGAGCGCCUUGUCGGCUCAGUCACACCUCGAACUUACCUCGACUACAUCCUCCUCGGUCGUGCGCCCCUCACCGCCCCCGUCUUCAUCAUCUCUAUCCUCUUCUACCAGGGAAGUACCAUCGUCUCGCCUCUUUGGCUUCGCUGGUGGGAGCAACGACGCUGGUCGUACGUGUCGGAGGGCACCUACAUGGGCGUAUACGCCGCUCUGGGUAUGGGACAAGCCCUUGGCCUCUUCUGCAUGAGCGCCUCCUUCGCCCUCUUUGCGUACUACACCUCCUCACACCUCCACGCCCGAGCAGCAAAGCGUGUGAUGCAUGCACCGCUCGCCUUCUUUGAUACCACACCGCAGGGUCGUAUCACCCAUCGCUUUUCGAAAGACAUAGACGCUGUGGACAACGUUGUCGGCGAAACGUUGCGCAUCUUCAUCAGCACCACAGUGCAGGCGCUGGGCUCCAUCAUUCUGGUCGCGAUCAUCUUGCCCGAGUUCCUGGCCGUCGCAGCCGUAAUCGUCGUCCUUUACGUCUGGGUAGGCAUUUUCUACCGCCCAGCAAGUCGCGAACUGCGCCGCCUCAACAACAUCCUUCGCUCUCGCAUCUAUGAACACUUCUCCGAGUCCCUCACAGGCAUCACCAGCCUACGAACGUACGGCGUCGUAGCCGGCUUCAGGGUGGACAAUGCUAAACGCAUCGAUUCGGAGAACAGAGCCUACUGGUUGUCCAUCGCUUGUCAACGUUGGCUCUCCCUCCGCCUCGAUUUCCUCGGCGCAUGCCUCGUUCUGGGCUCUGCGCUCCUCGUCGUCGGGCUGCGUGGCAGCAUCGACGCCUCGGCCGGAGGCGUUGUCCUCUCGUACAUGGUGACGGUGCAGUCGGUCUUCGGUCAGAUGAUUCGACAGUCGGCAGAAAUUGAGAACAACAUGAACUCGAUUGAGAGGCUCCUGCACUACGCGGGGAAGAUUGACCAAGAGGCAGAUGCGGAGAAGAAAGCGGACGUGCAGCUGGAGAAGAAAGGAUGGCCGCAAAAUGGCAAGGUGCGAUUCGAAUCGAUUACCGCGUCUCAUCGCCCGGGUCUGGCGCCGGCGCUGCGGGACGUCUCGCUAGAAGUCAAGGCAGGACAGCGUAUUGGUGUCGUCGGCCGUACAGGUGCUGGCAAGUCGACGCUGCUCUCCUCCCUGCUACGUGUCAUGGAGCCCAGCGCCGGCCGCAUCCUCAUCGAUGACGUCGACAUCUCUGAGGUCGGCCUGUCGCUGCUUCGUCGCAGCAUCUCGGUCAUAUCCCAGGAUGCUGUGCUGUUUGCGGGCUCGCUGAGGUACAAUCUGGACCCAUUUGAGGAGCAUCAGGACGCUGAGCUCUGGGCUGCGAUGCGUCAGGCCAAGCUCAUCGAGGAGGAAGACAGCGAGUCCUCUCCUCCCUCCGGUGAUGCUACGCCGACGGAAGAUGCCAAUCAGCCUCGCCGCCUACACCUGGACAUGGAGAUCGCGACGGAUGGGUCCAAUCUGUCUCAAGGACAACGCGCGCUCGUCUCGAUCGCUCGCGCCCUCGUCAAGAAGUCCCGCAUUCUUGUGCUCGACGAGGCCACUGCCUCCGUAGAUGUGAAGACGGACGCGCACAUCCAGACCAUGCUUCAAACGUCUCUACGGGACUGCACAUUCAUCACGGUGGCGCAUCGCCUCGACACGAUCGUCGGGCCUUCGGACCUGAUCUGCGUGAUGGACCAAGGAAGUGUAGCAGAGUACGCUAGCCCAGAGGAGCUCUGGAGCCAAGAAGAUGGCUUGUUCCGCCUUCUAUGCCAGAGCGCUGACAUUGGUGAGGAGGAGUUCAGACGAAUGAGAGAGGAAGGGAAGAGGUUGCGCCGCGGCUACGAUGUGUGAGGCGGGAAGAGCCCAAAGUCAAGCCAAGCCAAGCCGCCGUCGGACGCGACGAACUGUUGGAACAUAGGGCCCGAUCAUGCCAUGUCAUGCCAAUGUACAUAGAAUGGAGUGGCAGAACGGAGUAGCAAUAGACUUGUGAUCUGGAUCCUUUACGGGCAUUGAUCGUUUGCGGAAACCACCUGGAUGAAUAGCCAGGCAUACACACAUUAGAGCAAGGAUUGGCAGCUUUAGCGCGUUUGUCGACGGCGAGAGAAGCGAUGCCACAAGGUGUGGCGAGGCGUGGCUUCGUGGACGUCGUGCGGGCGGACGUACGACAUGGGCAUGGCAUGGUGUGGCGUGA
Jaminaea rosea is the source of this 4869-nucleotide messenger RNA. RefSeq names its product P-loop containing nucleoside triphosphate hydrolase protein. Gene Ontology annotation, biological process: transmembrane transport. Lineage: Eukaryota; Fungi; Basidiomycota; Exobasidiomycetes; Microstromatales. The record is from RefSeq and is a predicted model, not a curated record. Gene Ontology annotation, molecular function: ATP binding; ATP hydrolysis activity; ABC-type transporter activity. Gene Ontology annotation, cellular component: membrane. The transcript has a single exon. The coding region runs from base 372 to 4529 and encodes 1385 amino acids.